Adelges cooleyi (spruce gall adelgid) is the source of this 475-nucleotide messenger RNA. RefSeq lists its product as uncharacterized. The coding region runs from base 26 to 451 and encodes 141 amino acids. The transcript is spliced from 3 exons. NCBI's taxonomy places the organism in Eukaryota, Metazoa, Arthropoda, Insecta, Hemiptera, Adelgidae. The record is from RefSeq and is a predicted model, not a curated record.
UGCAAAAUUCAAGUUGCAAUUUAACAUGUAUAUAAGUAAAAAAAAUGCCACUAAUUUUGAAUUAAGAGGCAAUAUGACCUUUCUUAUUCCAUUUGACGAUUCAAUUAGCCUUAAUAUCAAUAUGGCCAAAAAAGGAUCAAUCGGUGGUUGGAUUGAUAACGCACAUGUUUACACCUCGACUAAAGCUUGUUCGAAAGUCAAAUCUUUAUUUGGAAGCGCUUGGUAUGCUUGUAUACAAGGAUUUCGUUAUUCUAAUCCAAACUGUCCAAUACAGCCGGGGGCUUAUGUGUCAUCUGGAAUCGACAUUGACAAGGUGUUAAAUACCGAUUUCCCCAAGAGAUUUUAUUACGGGGAAUAUAAAAUGACAACAACGUUUACGCGCAGUAGUAACGGAGAAAAACUUGGUUGCGGUGUUAUGAUUUUAGAUGUUUUACGACCCUGGGAGAGUUAAACGUUAUAAUACUUAUCAAUUAUA